Molecule: messenger RNA, 2825 nt
Organism: Camellia sinensis
Lineage: Eukaryota; Viridiplantae; Streptophyta; Magnoliopsida; Ericales; Theaceae
Product: cation/H(+) antiporter 15
Biological process (GO): proton transmembrane transport; regulation of pH
Cellular component (GO): membrane; endomembrane system
Molecular function (GO): antiporter activity
Source: RefSeq, a predicted model, not a curated record
CCAAGUUUGGCCAAUAUGUCAAAUGAUGACAAUUGAGACUAAAAUCUUCUCUGUUCAUUAUUCUUCCAAAAAACCCUAAAAAAAAAAACUGUCUUCCUCUCAUUUCCUUUACAACACCUUUUCUUCUGCUCCUCCAUCGUCUCCGGUGGUGGCAGAACGAUUGUAUUCUGCAAAAAGAAAGAAAGAAAGAAAAAUCGACCAUGUCGAUGCCCAAUUCGACAGAGACUGAAUUACCGUUCAUUUUGAAUCAUUGGGGUAUUCCUCAUAGCUGCCAAUAUUUAUCUGCGGCAUCGACUUCGAAGGGUUUGUUUAGGAAGAAUGAGCUAAUAUUGACCUAUCCUAUUCCAUUUCUUCUUUUACAGAUAGGGCUUACAAUCAUCCUAUCUUCAGUGAUGAGAUACUUUUUGAAGCCUCUCAAACAACCUAGAUUUGUUGCAGAGAUGUUGACAGGGAUACUGUUAGGACCAUCAAUGUUCAAAUGGGUUGGCUUGGGAGAGUUCUAUGAAAGCUUGCACACCAUCAACAAAACAAACCUAAUGAGCUUCAUGGAGCUCUUUGGCUUCGCCAGCUUCUCUUUCAUCGUUGGCAUUCGCACCGACGUCAGCGUAAUAAAAUCCUCUGGAAAAUUAUCUUGGAUUAUCGGUGCCCUUACCUUCUUAACUCCAUUGACAUUCAGUUUUGCCGCUAUCAGCAUCAUGAACAAUGAUCCCGACAAGAACCAACAAUGGAUAGCCGGCCUCACCUCAUCCACCUCCUUCCAAGUCACUUCUCUCCUCCUCGAAGACGUCAAGCUCCUCAACUCCGAGAUAGGCCGCCUCGCCAUGUCGUCUUCCUUAAUAAGCUCAUGCAGCUGUUGGACUUUUCGAAACACCAGAACUUUCCUCUACCAAGCCUCCGCGUUUCACUUCACCACCGGGGCAUACUUCCAAUCGCAGCUUCCUAGACUACUCUUGAUAAUGACCAUAAUUUUCGUGCUUCGACCGUUCAUGUUUAGGAUGAUGAAGAAGAUCCCAGAAGGUGGGAGCAUAAAAGAAUCUCAAUUCGCAAGCAUUUUUGUGAUAUAUUUGAUGAUUUGUUUCACAUUCGAGUAUUUAGGAUACCAAGCAUACUUCGGGGCGAUGAUCCUGGGGCUGGUGAUGCCACCAGGACCACCACUGGGAGCAGGGGUAUUGGAGAAAUUGGAGAUAUUCAUAUCAGCCGUGUUGUUGCCUGCGUAUAUAGUGGAUGCAGGUCGGUAUGUGGAUGUGUAUACUAUCAAUAUGGCGACAUUUGGUCGGACAGGGGUACUGAUAAUGGUGAGUUUCUUGGGGAAACUUGUUGCCUCUGUGGUGCCAUUGGUGAUUUACAAGUUGCCUUACAAAGAUUCUUUCACUCUUGGCCUUAUCUUGAGCUCCCAAGGCUUAUUUGAUAUUUUCUUUUACAAAGUCUACAUGCGCUAUGAGUUAAUCGAAAUAGACAUUUACUCAAUCAUAACGAUCAUGACAGUACUGAAUGCAGCCAUUGCUACUCCUGUGAUUUGCCAUCUCUACAAUCCUUCGAAGCGAUACAUGAAUUACAAGAGAAGAACAAUCCAACAAUCCAUCCAUGAUAGCGAGUUUCGAAUCGUCCUCUGUAUCCACGAAGAAGAUCAAGUUUUCAGCCUAUUGAACCUCCUCAAUGUCUCCCACCCGACCCACGAACGACCCAUCAGAGCAUUUGUCCUUGACCUCAUGGAACUAGUAGGUCGCGACCACCCUGUGCUCAUUAACCACCAGUUCCACAAGCCUCGAUCGCCGUCAUCCCACACCAGAACGGACCGAAUCAUCAAUGCCUUGCACCACCACGAGCUAAACUGUGAAGGGACGAUAAAACAUUAUCACUUCACCUCGAUAACGCCUUACUCUACAAUGUACGACGACAUCUGUACGCUUGCCCUGGAGAAGAGCGCGUCCCUAUUGAUCAUUCCAUUUCACAAGUCAGAGAGCACUGCAGUAAGGGGAGUGACCAAAAAUGUUCUCGAAAAGGCCCCUUGCUCAGUUGGGCUCCUCAUCGACAAAAGGAUCGUUAUGAACUGGAAGUUAGACUCACAUAGCCGGACCAAGUUCCACGUUUGUGUAAUAUUCGUGGGAGGGCCAGACUCCCGGGAAGCACUUGCCUAUGGCAUAAGAAUGGUAGAAAACCAGGCAACCAGGCUUACUGUCAUUCGAUUAAUUGCAGAAGACGAGUUUAUUAGCGAUUUGAUGGAAGCUAAGCUUGAUUUGAAGAUGAUAAACGCGUUGAGGAACAUGUAUGGAGAGAACCAGGAUGUCGAAUAUAGUGAAGUGAUUGUGAAAGAUGGAGUUGAGACUUCUCGGGUGCUUUUGGCAAUCGAGGACCAUUAUGAUUUCAUGUUGGUGGGGAGAAGGCUUGACAGUGAUUCCCCGCUGGUAACCGGACUCACUGAUUGGAGCUAUAUGGACGAAUUAGGGAUCAUCGGAGACAUACUUGCAUCUUCUGAUAUGAAGGUCAAUGCAUCAGUACUGGUAUUACAGCGACAGUCUACUGUGGAAGAUUUCAUGCAGAAAUCAUAACAAAACACAUAAAGGUGUUUGGGAUGUAGGAAAACAAUAUCAUCACAUCAACCCUAUCAUCACAUCUGUACGCUUGCCCUGGAGAAGAGCGCGUCCCUAUUGAUGUGAUGAUGAGAUUCUAAACAAUAUCAUCACAAUACAAUGAUGAGGCUCUAUAUAAACAAGUAGAAUUCCUCCUAUUUAGAAUCUCAUCAUCACUGUCUUUCAUAAUUGCAAAAAACGCGUUCAUUGUAUUGUUUUUGUGCGAGCUUUCUCAAAAAUUUCCCUUUUAACCAA